CGUUGUUGAGAGCACGGAAGUAGGUGCAGAUCCAGUUCCAGACGGGGGGAAAAUGACCGGUCCACCAAAUAAACGGCAGAAACGAGAAGACUACAAAAGAGCCCAAGAGAGCUUGAAAGCAGGAAGCCAUGGCGCUGGCAGCGGCAAGGUCGAGCUGCCCAAGAAAAAGUUCUAUCGACAACGCGCUCACGCGAAUCCUUUCUCGGACCAUGCUUUGACGUAUCCCCUCAGUCCGGCCGACAUGGACUGGACUUGCCAUUACCCUGCUUUCGCCAGCGGCGAGGCCGCGAAUGGAAAGUCACUCCACGCCGUGAGCAGGGAUGUUGAGAUUGCAGAUAUCGGCUGCGGAUUUGGCGGGCUCCUGGUGGCUUUGGCGCCUUUGUUCCCAGAGACCUUGAUGCUCGGGAUGGAAUUGCGAACUCAAGUCACCGACUAUGUGGUCGACCGAGUGGCUGCUCUCCGCGCUCAGAACCAGCCUUCGUCCGGCACAAGCGAUGGCAAAUUUGGACCCUACCAGAACAUUUCGGCCCUUCGUACCAACACAAUGAAGUUCCUCCCCAACUACUUCCGCCGCGCUCAGCUGUCCAAGAUAUUCCUCUGCUUCCCGGAUCCGCAUUUCAAACAGCGCAAGCACAAGGCCCGCAUCGUUUCUACCCAGCUAAACGCCGAAUACGCAUUCGUGACAAAGCCCGGCGGUCUGGUGUAUACGAUUACGGACGUCGAAGAGCUGCACCAGUGGAUGGUCAAGCACUUCGAGGGCGAGGAGGCAGGUGACGCGAAGGAGUUAUGGAAGAGAGUAACGCAGGAGGAUCUGGACGCGGAUCCCUGCGUCAAGGUCAUGAGCGAAGAAACGGAGGAGUCAAAGAAAGUCACGAGAAAUGGAGGAAAGAAAUUCAUUGCGGUGUUCCAAAGACAGGAGAACCCCGAAUGGCCUGAUUGAUUCGCGACAUCAGAAUCACUGUCGAACUACCCUGCGGGCUCUAGAAAAGGCAAUUUCGCCAACAGAGAACCGUGGGAUUGGGUCAGCCGCGCUACCAAUCAGGCUUACGGCACUACCUUCUUGUCCUGACCUCCAAAUAACGUGUCGUCGCUUGCUCUAGCCUGGUUGCUCUCUUCCGGGGCCAUACCCACGAUUUCCCCGGCCUUCAGAGCGUCAAGAUCAAUCUGCGGACCAGAAUAGUUCUUUCUGCCGUCGACGAACCACUGAAUCGUGGAGACAAUCAGGACAAUGGCAAAUGCUGCAACGCAGUAGUUCAUGUUGCUACCGGUCACGGGCAACACCGGUGGGAACAUGAAAAGAACGGUUGUGAGUAUCACGUAGGCAAUUCCAAUCUGUCAAUCGUUAGAAAUUACAGGCACUGCUUUCUGGUCAAACUUACCAAGUUGCAUGUCCAGCCAAGCCAGUUUGGGAGAAUAAACGGACGAGAUGCUGGUAGCAUUUUUCGACCCCGGAG
Cladophialophora immunda is the source of this 1454-nucleotide messenger RNA. RefSeq names its product tRNA (guanine-N(7)-)-methyltransferase. The transcript has 3 exons. Lineage: Eukaryota; Fungi; Ascomycota; Eurotiomycetes; Chaetothyriales; Herpotrichiellaceae. Gene Ontology annotation, biological process: tRNA methylation; RNA (guanine-N7)-methylation. The record is from RefSeq and is a predicted model, not a curated record. Bases 53 to 940 code for a protein of 295 amino acids. Gene Ontology annotation, cellular component: tRNA methyltransferase complex. Gene Ontology annotation, molecular function: tRNA (guanine(46)-N7)-methyltransferase activity.